CCAAAGUGCCCUAGACAUGCGCACGUCCAUUCUUUUGAUUGCCCUCAUUGGCGUCGUGGCCGGUACGACGGCUGCGAGCGACGCGUCGCUCCGUAUGCAUCGCAGGGUCGCCAGACGCGGCGACUGCGUUACGUGCCACAGGACGAUCAUCCCGACGGAGACAAACACGGCGAUGGAGCUGAAGAAGGAGACGUUCCAUAAUGGGACGUUGAUGUGCCAGUACCAGAGCGUUGUGAAGAGCGAUGGGUAUGGGGAUGGGGAUGGGGGUAAUGGAGAAGAGGAUGGAGAUGGUGAAAAUGAUUUGGAGCCGGAAGGAGAUGAAGAAGAUGAGGAAGGCGGAGAGGACGAUGAAGACGAUGAGGAGGAUGAGGAGGACGAUGAGAAAGAUGAGGAGGAUAAAGAAGAUCGUGAAGACGAAGAGGACGGAGACAAUGCGGACGAAAAGGAAGACGAAGACGAGGAUGAGGAUGAGGAGGAUGAAGACGAAGAAGAUGAGGACGAGAAAGAUGAAGAGGAGUGCGACCCGAACGACCAGUACGAGAGGCGAGCUUUGGGGACUCACUUAGACGGCGUUCAGAGUCUGCGCGGCCGCGAUGACGAUUCUGAGCAAUCAGAUAGUUAUACAGUAGAGUAUGAGUGCGUAGGCCAAUAUUCACAGGCCAACGGGAAUCUCUUGGAGGAUCAAGCGAGGUCCUGCCCGCCUAUCGUCUCGUCUUCUUGCUGAUGGAUGGAAUUGUGAAUGGGACACCUGGAUGAAAACACAGUUGGUUGGGUACAUGGACGUAGCGAGGUAUACGUUUAGCUCGUACACUUCCUCUUGAUGCACCGACAUCAGCGCGGGAGAGCAGGAGAAUGACGCACCAUUCUUGUUGCCGAAGAUGCCAGUUGUCCAGGACUCAUUCGAAGCUUGACCAUAAGCGAGAGACUCUGGAGC
Messenger RNA from Schizophyllum commune H4-8, 934 nucleotides. RefSeq lists its product as uncharacterized. The record is from RefSeq and is a predicted model, not a curated record. The transcript is spliced from 3 exons. NCBI's taxonomy places the organism in Eukaryota, Fungi, Basidiomycota, Agaricomycetes, Agaricales, Schizophyllaceae. The coding region runs from base 17 to 724 and encodes 235 amino acids.